Messenger RNA from Oppiella nova, 1434 nucleotides. The record is from the annotation of a GenBank genome assembly. NCBI's taxonomy places the organism in Eukaryota, Metazoa, Arthropoda, Arachnida, Sarcoptiformes, Oppiidae.
AUUUGGCACUCAUUUGCCACAUAUUUACUCAUUUCAUACCAAUUGCUGUACUUUUAAUCAAUUUAAUUAUUUUUAUUUUAUUAAUUACUAUUUAAUUAUCACAUUUGAGACCAAAUGGCGAGUCCGAGAACCAGAAGAAUACUACAAGAGUUGCGACCAAAUGAUGCAAACAAUUACUGCUUUGAGUGCAACGCCUGUAACCCUCAGUGGGUGAGUGUGUCAUACGGCAUAUGGAUCUGUUUGGACUGUUCCGGCAAACACAGAGGUCUUGGUGUCCACCUCAGCUUCGUUCGGUCGGUAACUAUGGAUAAGUGGAAAGACAUCGAACUCCAGAAGAUGAAAAUGGGUGGCAAUCGGAGGGCCAAAGAGUUCUUGGAGUCGCAGUCCGAUUGGGACUCGUCUUUGCCUUUGACUGAGAAAUACAACACUCGAGCGGCCGCUCUCUAUAGAGACAAAAUAUCAACGGAAGCGUCGGGAAAGAAGUGGUCGAUCGACACGUCUUCGGCCAAAGACUAUACUUCGCGUAUAAUUCCCAAGAGUUCUGCAAAUUCUAACUCUUCUUCGGCGCCCAAACCAAAGGCCGCCGAAUGGGAAGACAAUGAGUGGACGUCUAAUAGUUACCAAAGUUCUGAUUUACAAGAAAUCAAUCGUCAAAAGGAAGACUUCUUCUCUCGAAAACAAUCGGAGAAUAUGUCGAGACCUGACAAUGUAGCCCCGAGUCAAGGCGGACGCUAUUCAGGCUUUGGUUAUAACGCUAAUCCUCCUCGAAGUCAAUCAGAGUAUGGACUGAACGGCGCUUUCUCUUCACUUUCAACUGGCUGGUCUUCAUUGGCCACAAACGCUACAAAAUUGGCGGCAAAGGCCGGAGAAAGCGUCAAAGACGGGACUUUAGUUAAUGAUUUGCAGACACAGGUGUCUGUGUUGGGGUCCAAGUUCGCAGAUAUGGGUAAAAAAGGUUGGAGUGAAAUGUCAUCGCUGUUCACACAGAGAUCCCAAUACUCUGAUCCAAACGCUGACAAUAACUACGAUAAUAGUUAUCAAAACACUGGUAGUUAUCAUUCCGAAGAUUUGUUCAGUUCUUCGUCCUCGUCGUCCACUUCAACGCCCAAUCACUCGGCGGACAGACCGUCGAGAAACGAAUCGUCAAAUUUGUUGAAAGACUCAUCGCCGCAACGAUCGGUCAAAAGCAGUUCCAACGGUUCCGACACCAGAAUCAGCAAAGAAGAGAAGUUAUUAGACUUUGGAAACACUGAAGUGAAGCCUAAAAAGUCUUCGAGUUCUGCGAAGACAUCCGCCGAUUGGAAUGAGGGCUGGGAUGACGAGGCCUGGACUAAGCUGGAGGUCGAGCCCAAGACCAAGAAGUCCUCGAAACGGAGCUAAUAUUAAUGAAUGCAAUUUAGGCGACAAUUUAUGGCUUAGGAAUACAAUUCAAUC